This is a messenger RNA of Aspergillus puulaauensis, 3219 nucleotides long. RefSeq names its product Sfi1 family protein. NCBI's taxonomy places the organism in Eukaryota, Fungi, Ascomycota, Eurotiomycetes, Eurotiales, Aspergillaceae. The transcript has 2 exons. The record is from RefSeq and is a predicted model, not a curated record. Bases 1 to 3219 code for a protein of 1072 amino acids.
AUGCCUCCCGUUUCCGCUCAGCGAAGAGCUCUAUCCCACGAAGAUCCGGCCCUUUCAGACGAAGAUGUCGGCUUCCUCUUCCAGAUUAUCAGCCACGCGGAGCGCCAUCCGGACGCAGAUCGCCUUCCCUACAGAGUAUUGUUCAAAGAGUACGAUGCGGCGAUUGGAGAACAUGGGACGGAAGCGGAUCCAGGCUAUGCCUGUAUGCGCUUCCUGUUCAAGAUGGGAAGCAAAGAUGUCAUAGGAGAUACUCUGUUCGAGAAGUUUGAGAAUCUGCUUCAGCAAAUGGGCAUUGUGAUUGAAUUUGGGAAUGAUGAUAAUGACACCGAUGGUUAUACGGACAAUCUUUCCGUUGUCGAUGUCCAGCCACGGACGAGGGCGGAACCGGCUUCCCAAGAGAUCCAGACACCCCGGCCGCGGCGAGCUUCAUUCAAUUCGAUGUACGAUGUUGGAGAUGACCCUACUACUCGGAGCUUUAUCAACCGCCCAAGCUCGCGAUCCUCGUUGUCGCGAUUACAAACCGGCAAGCCUGAGUUUCAGGCCUCAUCCCAGCCGAACCACACACCGAGGAGAGCCGAAUCACCAGACAGGACGCAACUGAUUGCGCAAUUCAUGGACGUCGGCCGACGACUUAUUAGUAAAAUGGAUUCUCUACAAUCCGCGAAAGAAAGAACGAGGGAAUUCUCGGAUGCCGUUAACGAAGACCGUUCAAGAAGAAUGGCAGAAGCUUCCCAAACCAAAAGAUCCAAAUCCCGAAGCGUACGAUCUGCCGGUUCAAGCUCAGGCGAGGAAGAUGAGCAUGAGGAUGGGUCUUUAGUCUCCGAAGACGUUGAUGGAGUCUUUGGGAAACCCGAUCUACCACCCGAGUUGCUCUACCGGCCUUCACUUUCGGAUCUGUUGAGGGAUGCUUCAACGUUCAAUAUGUAUCGCCAACGGUCUCUAAACAGACGUAUCUUGACCCAGUGGAUGAAAAAAGCUGUGCAGGCACGGCAGGCUCACCAAAAUAUGGAAAUGUCUGCCCUAAAUCGGGAUAGAGUUACCCUAAUUCGGCAGGCUUUCGGAACAUGGAACUCCAUCAUUCGAGAAAAAAGGCAAACAGCUCGUACAGAAAGGUUCUUCAACCACCUGGAAGAGCGCGCCGCCCGGGCUCGAGACGUGUAUUUGAUGACGAAAGCCUUCACCCACUGGGCAGCAGUUGCCUCUGAUGAGCUAGAAAAGACCACUAAAGCUCGACGACAUAUCCUCGGUGUCAAGUAUUUCAAUGCAUGGCGUGAAAUAACCGCCGUCAACGUUCUCAAGGCUCAGCGAUUUGCAUUACAACGGCCCAUGCAGGUUUGGAAGAUAAAGACCGAUCAUAUCAAGGAGCUAGAGACGCAGGCUGUUAUACAUCAUGAUGCGAAACUAAAACAUGGCUUCUACUGGCAGUGGUUCUGGGGUCUCUGCGAGAGACGCGCUCCCAGGUGGCACGAAUUCUGCAUCAAGAGACGCUCUUUGCUUUACUGGCUGCGGACUUUCCGAACAAACAGAGAACGCAUACAUGAGAUCGAUACGACAAAUAAACGAGUAUCCCUAAGAUCUAUGCUCCAAGCGUUGCGGGACAGGUCAAAAGCAAUUGUUGGUGCUGAGCAGCAGGCCGUAAUCAUACAACGGCAACAGCUCCUGCGGGGGUCUUUCGACGAAUGGAAGCUCCAGGCUCGUCUGGCACCAGCCGCUACCCAUGUCGCAGAGAUGGUUGACACUAACAUCAUGCGGACAGCGUUUGAUCAAUGGACAAAUCGAGUUGACAUGCUAAAUCAAGCAAAGGAGAUGGAUCGACAAAGAAUUAUACGAAACGCAUGGGUCUCGUGGAAUGACAAUCUCCGUUGCCAGGCAUUAAGUGCGCGCAUCGAGGAGCGCCUAAAGAUUGAGACGAUGUACAAAUGGAUUCUAGCGGAGCGAUAUCGACUUAUGCAGCGAAUUCGCGAGCGACGGAUCAAACGAGAUGUCUUCUCAACGUUUGUGACAAAUGUCCGUACAACAUAUACACAACUGCUCCACAACGCCGAUAUUUACGAGGACCGACGAAAUGACGACCUACUCCGGUCGAAGUUUGAUUCCUGGCGGAACCGACUGGCGCUUCAACACCAACGCGAAAAUAUGGCCUUUGAUUUUUAUGCCCCGCGCCUUGUCCAAGAAUCGCUUGUGGCCUGGCGCUCGAAACAAGAGCAUGUCACAAAAUUGGAAGAGUGGUCUCGAGAUGCCAGAUUCUAUUUUGUAUCGACUCGGACUCUGAAGUGUUGGCGUUCCGCAACGUUGGACUCUGCCAAACGUCGUCGCCAGGAAGCUUACGCGGCGGUGCGGCGAAAGACCAAGGUCAAUCUUGCAUCAAAGGCCUUGUCAACUUGGCAAUCCAAGACGCGUGAGAUUCUUGAUAUUGAGCAGCAAGCUUUACAACUUGAUAGGGCCAAGAAUCUGGAUAUUGUAUCGGAGUUACUGUCGCGGUGGCAUGAAAAGUCUGCACAACGAGUUCAAGAGUGUGAAGACGCGGAUGCCUUCUACGCCAAACAGAUUGUCUAUGACAAGCUGAUACGAUGGGCGGAAGGUGUGGUUGCUUCUCGCCAGCUGGAGGAACAAGCUGUUAAUGUCCAUCGACUACAUGUACUUGGCCAAGCCAACACCCAGCUUCGCAAACUCAGUCUCCGGGUUUUCCAAAUACACAACAGCUCUGAAACGGCGGAGGCCUUCGGGGAACGCAAUCUCAGAAAACACGCAAGAGGCUUCUUUCGCCGUUGGCUCGACCAGGCGAGAUUCCAUUUUGAGGCUCGAGAUUCUCCAGGGCCACUAGUGAGCCCCACGAGAAACCCCAGUCGUGCUAGUGCUAGCGGUGCAGAACGGUCGAUAUUUGACCCUUGGCAAGUCGAGACGCCUUUUAAACUUAACGACUUUGUCCCUGAACUCGAGCGCCCAUCGGCAACUCCAUUAGCCACGCCGAACAACAUGACCUCACCCUCAAAGCGGGCAGCGAGAGCUCGCGUACUAGCGCGCGCUUCAACCACCCCAGCAACACCCCUCCAUACGCCCUUCGCUAGUAGACUUCUACGCGAGGGCGUUACUGUUCCAACUACGUCCAGUCGACGGGAUCGCACAGGACGCAGCAGCGCUUUGGGGACUGUUCGGUUCGCUGAUCAGGAACCGGAGUCGCCCACGAGCGGGAAAGGGUCGGCGAAUCGACGACCCUAA